Molecule: messenger RNA, 771 nt
Organism: Ananas comosus (pineapple)
Lineage: Eukaryota; Viridiplantae; Streptophyta; Magnoliopsida; Poales; Bromeliaceae
Product: glucan endo-1,3-beta-glucosidase 4
Exons: 3
Coding region: 121-546 (141 amino acids)
Source: RefSeq, a predicted model, not a curated record
CUAAGAUGGUGAAGGAAAGAAUAUAUGCUGCAUUUAGAAAAUAAAAGUGAUAACAAGGAAUCAUCCAUCAUCUUUAAUAAAGCUAAUGCCUCUUCAUUAUAAGACCUGGAGAGGUCCCAAAUGCACAUACAGAUCUUGGGGAACAAUCAAACAAACUUGGGGAGACCACCAGAGACAGAUAAGAUGAGCUCUGUCAGAAGCAGGGUAUUGCCUUCUUUGCUCCUCUUUAUGCUGAUAAGUCUUGGAUCAGCAGAUGGCGCAGAUCUGGGCCGGCAGUGGUGCAUAGCUGACGAACAAGCGACAGAUGAGCUUUUACAGCAAGCUCUUGAUUGGGCUUGUGGCGUGGGGGGCGCCGACUGUAGAAUGAUUCAACCAAACAAGCCCUGUUACCUUCCGAACACUCUGAAGGAUCAUGCAUCCUUUGCCUUCAACAGCUACUGGCAAAAGUUCAAAAACAAAGGAGGGUCCUGCUACUUCAGUGCUGCUGCGAUGGUCACCGACUUAAACCCAAGUCAUGGUUCGUGCCAGUUUGAGUCGGUUCCAUAAACCUAACAGAUGAUGACGAGACAAUUGCUGCGUGCACACUUUGUUCAGUUAUGGAGCUGAUCAUCUCGGUUGUCAUGUCCAAAUAACGAGAAGCAACAGAUGCUGAUCCGUUCUUCCCUUGAGUCUGAUCCUGUAGCUGCUUAGGACUUGAUUCAAGCAGCUCUUGUGAUAUGUAUGAUCCAUAAUAGAACAUCUUUCUUCAGUAGAUUCCAUAGUUUGGUUGAA